UUUCCACCUCACUCAGUUUUUCUACGUUUUUUAAAGUCCCGUUUCGGGGUUUCUAUCUGCACGAACCGAGAAAUAUGGGCAACGGUAAAAUUCUCAAUAUGGCCGCUCUAAAAUGUCAGCUGUUCAAAUGUAAACACGAGUUGGCGACCAAUUCAAAAAUCAGCACGCGGAUUUUAAAAUGGAAAAUUUUCUUAAAUUGCAAGAUUUUUAUGUGGAUUUUGACGAAUUGGUUGAUAAAUUAACCGAGUAUAGGCCAUUGCCACUAUUAAAGAAAUCGCCAUCAGUUUGGGCCUAUGAACGGCAUGGGUGUUUUUGGGAGCGCGAUGUUCUUGGAAGCAGCGAAUCGUUUUUUAUAGAACAUUUCCGAAUGAAUAGGGAGGAGUUUGGCAUCCUUGUAGAGCGCCUUUGUGGAUUGGCCAAAAAAGACACAGAAUUUCGAAGGGCCAUUCCUCUUGAUAAGCGGAUUGCAAUCGCAUUAUACACUUUGGGAUCGUCUGCGGAGUAUCGGACAGUGGGCACGUUGUUUGGUGUGUCUACAGCAAUGGUCUGCAAAAUAUUCUUAGAAUUUUGCCAUGAGACAUGUAGAUUUCUGUCAACCGACUACCUCCCGCAUAACUUCCUCACGCAAUCCAAAUUGGAGGAAUGUGUCAAAGGCUUCGAAGAAUUAGGCAGUGCUUAG
Molecule: messenger RNA, 679 nt
Organism: Drosophila sulfurigaster albostrigata
Lineage: Eukaryota; Metazoa; Arthropoda; Insecta; Diptera; Drosophilidae
Exons: 2
Coding region: 179-679 (166 amino acids)
Source: RefSeq, a predicted model, not a curated record